AUGCAUCCAAAUUUGGCAUCAAAAUUUGACAUCCAUAUCCAGUUCAACAACAGAAAGCGUCAAACAAGUGGUAUCAUGAUUACUAUUCACAACAACAAGCAAAUUGGACAACAGCGCUGUCGCAACUAUUAUGCUUUAAACUCGGAAUCAGAAACGAUGCAACUGAAAAAAGUACACAAAGUCGACGACUCCAGCAAACAAACAAGCGUUUCUGCAAUGCACAUUGUGUAUGCUACACCAACAACAUCAUUGAUGGUCAAUACACACAAGUAUUGUUGA
Messenger RNA from Batrachochytrium dendrobatidis JAM81, 279 nucleotides. RefSeq lists its product as uncharacterized. NCBI's taxonomy places the organism in Eukaryota, Fungi, Chytridiomycota, Chytridiomycetes, Rhizophydiales. The record is from RefSeq and is a predicted model, not a curated record. Bases 1 to 279 code for a protein of 92 amino acids. The transcript is spliced from 2 exons.